Messenger RNA from Strongylocentrotus purpuratus (purple sea urchin), 2247 nucleotides. RefSeq lists its product as uncharacterized. The record is from RefSeq and is a predicted model, not a curated record. Gene Ontology annotation, molecular function: protein binding. NCBI's taxonomy places the organism in Eukaryota, Metazoa, Echinodermata, Echinoidea, Camarodonta, Strongylocentrotidae. The transcript has a single exon. Bases 22 to 1464 code for a protein of 480 amino acids.
GGUCAAGAAACAGCUGCUGCAAUGGAUACAAGUAAAGAUGGUAAACGGUCCUAUUCAUGUCGGAGCGCCCUGUCGAAGAAGUUGGUUCCUUUCCUGAACAGGGAAGAACUUACAGACAUCCAUGUCAAGGUUGGUCAACGAACAUUCGCUGCUCAUCGGCUCGUGCUGGGUUCCUGGAGCGAUGAAUUGGCAAAUCUGAUUAUGACUGCUUCUCCUGAUAACGUCAUAGAGCUCACUCAAGAUGCCACCGACAAGGAGAUCGAGGUUUUUGAAACGGUCUUGAAUUUCCUCUACACGGGCGAGAUGAGUUUCUCAUCGGGCAACGUGAGAAUGGUGAUGAGUCUGGCCAAUAGACUGGGACUCAAGAAGUUGGGCGAUAUGGCUCAGGACUGGGUAGGAGACAUGAUAAACCAAGGGAGUAUGGUCGGCGCCAUUACGUGGUUGAGGGAUACAGAUGAAUACGACUACGUUUCCUUGAAGAACGAUUGCCUGCGUACACUAUCUCUGUACUUCCAGUACAUCCCAAAGGCAUCAUGGUUAGGAUUAAGUCUGAAGGAGCUUUGUAGUAUCCUGGAAAGGAGAGAUCUUGUUGUGGAUAAUGAAUUGGAGGUGAUCACUCGCGUGGAUGAUUGGCUCAAGGCAAAAGGCAGCAUAGAAGAAAACAAGGAUCUUUAUCUCGAAAUAGUCCCCAAAAUUCGAUUUCCUUUAGUUGAAAUAUCCCAACUUUUGCAUCUCAAAGAGGCUUCACCAAUCGUCAAAUUUGCAACUGACUAUUUCCCUUCGAUUUUGAAUGAGUCGUUCAAGUACAGAGCUCUCUCCAUCGAGGUAGGUCUGACUGUCUCCAAUGCCGAUAGCCGAGGUAGCCAUCUUCAAGCAAGUUACGCUUUUCUCAAGAAAUCAGACUUUGAACCACGACUGUACCUGAACUUCGUUCCACCUGGAAAGGUUAUAAGCAGCUCUAAUCGCUCUCAAAGAUCACAGCGUCAAAAUGGUUGCUUUAAAGAGAUCAACAUCGAUGCUUACAAAACCGAGAUGAAGUGUGAGGUCAGGGGUGCCACCGGAGCUUGGUCACUGGAAACUGGAUCCCGAUUCUUCAGUUUCGUGCUGAGGCUGGAGCCUAUCCAAAUGGGAGACACGGAAGCCUGGGGCGUGAGAUAUGAGAUCACAUCAAGCAAAUCGUAUCAAUCCAAUGCAAGUUACGUAAUGGUUCUUGUAACAAGGCCUCAGGACAAAGACUCCGACUUCUACCUACCUGAGAACCCCAUAGUGAUGACGAAAGAAGGUUCUUUGAGCAAGGUAUCAGGUAUCAGUCCUUCAGAUACUAUCAGUGUUUCCACUCAGCCGAUCUUUGCUGGAAGAAAGCCAAAGAAAGUAGAAGUUGCAGCCAUUGUGUAUUUGAUGAUGUCGGAACCCUCCGACCCCGGAGUGGAAGGACCAGGGGUGGAUAGUGGUGAGUCGGAUUAGAUAACCAGGGGGGAUGGUGGUAGAGCUCGGAGUAAACUUAAUAUAGUAGCCCUGGGACGAUAUCAAAUCUAUGCACAAAGUUCGAUCAUCCUGCCUUCAGAUUUAAAUUAAAUUACAUAAUUCGAGUGUAGGCCUUCAUUUCUUUCAGCUCUGAUAAAGAACAUCAAGAUGAUGAUAUCCCAAUGUUAGAAUCAUGACUAUCCAUUCUUGGAUGUUCCAACAUAAGAUAAUGCUUAAUGAUAGAAAAACAGAGUUACGCAUUGUUGGAACAUCCAGACAAGUUUCAAAGCUAGGUGUUGAUCAUAAUACCAGUUGGAGACUCGGAAGUGAAACCGUCAAGCUCUGUGAGAAAUCUGGGUGUAUUGCUUGACUCUCGUUUAAACAUGGAGAAACACAUAUCUAACACAUGUAAAUCUGCCUUUUGUAUGUUAUACAAUAUCCGUCACAUUCGUAGAUACUUAGACCGGAAAAACUCAGAAAGCCUUAUCCAGGCUUUUAUUAGCAGUAGGCUUGAUUUUUGCAAUGACUAUUGUUUGGCUUGCCAGAUUCACAAAUAAUCAAGUUGCAGCGUGUUCAGAAUACUAGUGCAAGACUUGUGUCUAAUUCCUCAAUUGUUUUCCAUAUUACAUAUGUUUUGAUUGAGUUACAUUGGUUACAAAUAAGGUACAGAAUUGAAAUCAAAAUACUUUUGCUUGUUAACAAAGCAUUGAAUGGUCAAGCCCAAAUUAAUUGUCUGAAUUAUUUUCUUUUAAAUAAUAUCCAUACGUGAAGUUGACAGGACAA